Molecule: messenger RNA, 978 nt
Organism: Prosopis cineraria
Lineage: Eukaryota; Viridiplantae; Streptophyta; Magnoliopsida; Fabales; Fabaceae
Product: 2-oxoglutarate-dependent dioxygenase DAO-like
Exons: 3
Coding region: 1-978 (325 amino acids)
Biological process (GO): auxin catabolic process
Molecular function (GO): indole-3-acetaldehyde oxidase activity; dioxygenase activity
Source: RefSeq, a predicted model, not a curated record
AUGGUGAACAUGAGCACAAGCAUGAAGUUGAGCAUCCCAAUAAUCGAUAUGCAGAAAUUACCUGAAGAAGAAGAGUACAAGAAGCUAAGAGAGGCAUGUGAGCAAUGGGGAUGUUUCAGAGUGAUGAAUCGUGCUGUGCCAUUGAAAUUGAUGGAGGAGAUGAAGAAGGUGGCAACAUGUCUGGCUGAUCGUCCAUUAGAGAUCAAGAAACGUAAUGUUGAUGUUACUAAGGGAAGUGGGUUUACUGCAAUUUCUUUGAAUCCCAUCUAUGAAAAUAUUGGUAUCCAUGAUGUGGCAUCCUCCGUUGCUGUAAAUGAUUUCUGCUCUCAGAUGGAUGCUUCCCCUCAAGAGAGGGAAACAGUGAAGGCAUAUUUGGAAGUAGUUCAUGAAUUAGCAGUAGACACUGGAGUAAAUUUAAAGGAGUGUUUCGUGGGUUUAUUAUCAUCUUCAUUAUCAUCAGAAACCAGGGAUGAUUUAAAAGACUGGAGAUGCCAAUUUAAGAUCAACAAGUUCAACUAUAGCCCUGAGACUGUAGGGCUCUUAGGACUGAAAGAGCACACUGAUCCAGGCUUCGUCACUGUUCUUCAGGAUGAUGAACUCAUUGGGGGUCUUGAAGCCUUCAACACUUCCUCUGGUUUCUAUGUUGACGUCCCUCCCAUAUCUGGCACUUUCGUUAUAAAUCUUGGAGAUGUUGCUCAUGUAUGGAGCAAUGGAAGGAUUAUGACUGUGAAUCAUCAUGUUGUGUGCAAGGAAGGAAAGUCCAGAAUUUAUGUAGUGACGAGUAUCUUUGGACCAAAGAAUGGAGAUGUUGAAGUUGCAAAAGAGUUUGUGGACUGUGACCACCCAUGUCAGUUCAAGCCUUUCAAUUUCAAAAAUUACUUAGAAACACGAUGGUCCACAAAUUUGAGAGUUGGGGAAGCACUUGAAUUCUUGCGUGUUCGUCCAUCGAAUACCGAACACCCAAGACUUGAAGAUUAG